Messenger RNA from Anisakis simplex (herring worm), 207 nucleotides. NCBI's taxonomy places the organism in Eukaryota, Metazoa, Nematoda, Chromadorea, Rhabditida, Anisakidae. The record is from the annotation of a GenBank genome assembly.
AUGGACGAUGUGGAUUUGGAAACGGUAGCUGGCAACGUAGCCGAUUCACUCUCACAAAUAUUUCUGCUCACACCACGACCUGAGGUCCGGAAUCGUGCCUAUGAGCUGCUAGGCGCAAGCAAUGCUCGACAGUUCGCAAGUGCUGUGGAAAAACACAUCAAUAGAUAUCUGGAAAUUGCAAGAGGCGAAAUGAACGAUAGAAGGUAA